Ananas comosus (pineapple) is the source of this 7465-nucleotide messenger RNA. Its product is annotated as glutamate synthase 1 [NADH], chloroplastic. Gene Ontology annotation, molecular function: iron ion binding; glutamate synthase (NADH) activity; FMN binding. Bases 496 to 7071 code for a protein of 2191 amino acids. The record is from RefSeq and is a predicted model, not a curated record. NCBI's taxonomy places the organism in Eukaryota, Viridiplantae, Streptophyta, Magnoliopsida, Poales, Bromeliaceae. The transcript has 24 exons.
AGAGAGAGAGAGAGAGAGAGAGAGAGGGGGAGAGGAGUGGGGAAGUGAGAGGCGAAGGGGCGCGUUUUUGUUGUGGUCGCGUACGAUCGAGCCCUAGGUUUUUUUCGUCCUCUUCCUCCAUUUUUCUCUCGAUCUCGAUCGAGGGAGAUAAGGGUUUCGAGUCGAUCCUCCUUUGUUGGGAUCCUACUCUUUUUCGCGUUUGUUGAGAUCCACGAGGGGCGUGGUUGUUGGUGGCGGAGAAUCCACGAGGUUGGUGGGGGUUGGUAGAGGGAUCUGGGGCUGCUCCCCGCGGACUAAAAGGUGGGAUUAGAUUUUGUUUGAUUUGUACAUAGAAAUGAUGCUCAUGCUUGUAGAAAAUUGUAGGACUUUAGUUCGUCGUUUGACUUCAAAUCUCCGUAGAACGAAUUCGAUAGGGCGUUAACUAGAUCUGUUUAAUCUCAAAAUCCCACCUUUGCAAAGAAAAGCAAGAGAAGAAGAAUAUUGCAGCAUUUGGCUAUGUCGGCGGCCCAAGGAUUAGCCUUUAAGCUUCGAAACGAGUCGGGUGCUCACCCUCCUCCUGUGAGCCUCAAAAGGAACAUCCGCCAUGGCGGCCGUGCCACGCAAUACUCUGUUUCAAGGCAGCAGGUCAGUUCAGUCUCCCUGGAAAGCGAGUUCCUCGGCGCGCAGGUCCCUAUUUCUGAGGAGCAACGGAUCAAGCCAUGGCGGGCGGACGGCUCAGAUCCUUCGCAGAGGCCGGGUGCUGUCUCAGCAUCGAUGUCCUUCUCCCAGCUGCCAGAGAAGCCUGUGGGUCUCUACGAUCCUUCCUUUGAGAAGGAUUCCUGUGGUGUCGGGUUCAUUGCAGAACUGUCUGGGGAGUAUAAACGCAAAACUGUUGCUGAUGCAAUCAAGAUGCUUGAGAGAAUGGCCCAUCGCGGAGCAUGUGGCUGCGAGGUGAAUACUGGUGAUGGAGCAGGCAUCCUUGUAGCACUUCCUCAUGGCUUCUAUAGGGAGGUAACCAAGGAUGCAGGUUUUGAACUGCCACCACCCGGUCAGUAUGCUGUCGGCAUGUUUUUCUUGCCAACUGAUGACAAACGCCGCGAACAAAGCAAAACUGUAUUUACAAAGGUUGCAGAGUCGCUGGGACAUACUGUUCUUGGAUGGCGCCUCGUUCCAACAGACAAUACAGAUUUAGGUGAAUCUGCUCUGCAAACAGAGCCAGUAAUUGAACAAGUUUUCCUUACUAAAAGUUCCAAAUCAGCUGCUGAUUUUGAACAACAGAUGUAUAUACUGAGGAAGCUUUCAUUGGUAUCAAUUCGGUCUGCUCUGCUGAUUCAGACUGGUGGAGCAAGGGACUUCUAUAUAUGCUCACUAUCUUCAAGGACUGUUGUUUACAAAGGUCAGCUGAAGCCAUCUCAGCUGAAGGAUUACUAUUAUGCAGAUCUUGGUGAUGAAAACUUCACGAGUUAUAUGGCUCUGGUUCACUCACGGUUCUCCACGAACACCUUCCCCAGUUGGGAUCGUGCUCAACCCAUGCGUAUUUUAGGACAUAAUGGAGAGAUAAACACACUUCGUGGAAAUAAAAAUUGGAUGAAGGCACGUGAGGGUUUACUGAAGUGCAAGCAGCUGGGUCUAUCAAAGGAUGAGAUGACACAAAUUCUACCUAUAGUGGAUUCUACCUCAUCAGAUUCAGGGGCAUUUGAUGGUGUUCUGGAGCUUUUGGUCCGAGCUGGCAGAAGCCUGCCAGAAGCUGUCAUGAUGAUGAUACCUGAGGCAUGGCAGAAUGAUGAGAAUAUGGACCCUGAUAGGAAGGCUUUGUAUGAAUACUUCUCAGCACUUAUGGAACCCUGGGAUGGUCCUGCUCUUAUAUCAUUUACUGAUGGCCGGUAUCUUGGAGCAACAUUGGACCGGAAUGGGCUGAGGCCUGGCCGCUUUUAUAUCACACAUAGUGGGCGUGUUAUCAUGGCUAGUGAAGUUGGUGUUGUAGAUGUUUCUCCGGAAGAUGUGUCCAGGAAAGGAAGAUUAAACCCUGGGAUGAUGUUGUUGGUUGAUUUUGAGAACCAUAUCGUUGUUGAUGAUGAGGAACUGAAGAAGAUUUAUUCACAAGCACGUCCAUAUGCAGAUUGGCUUAAGAGACAGAAGAUAAGCCUUGAUGAUAUUGUUGGUUCAGUGCCUGAGACUGAGAGGGUCCCCCCGAGCAUAUUUGGAUCAAUUCCAGCAGAAAAUCGUUAUCAGAACAUGGAAAACUUGGGCAUUCAUGGAAUUUUGACUCCGCUAAAGGCCUUUGGCUACACAGUAGAAGCCCUGGACAUGCUAUUGCUGCCCAUGGCAAAAGAUGGAGUUGAAGCUCUCGGCUCAAUGGGUAAUGAUGCCCCGUUGGCUGUGAUGUCAAACAGAGAGAAGCUCACCUUUGAGUAUUUCAAGCAGAUGUUUGCCCAAGUUACAAACCCACCAAUUGAUCCUAUUAGGGAGAAAAUUGUUACGUCUAUGGAGUGCAUGAUUGGCCCAGAAGGGGAUUUAUCUGAAACCACUGAAGAACAGUGUCAUCGACUUACACUGGAAGGCCCUCUUCUAUCAAUUGACGAAAUUGAAGCCAUUAAAAAGAUGAACUAUCGAGGUUGGCGUAGUAAAGUGCUUGACAUAACUUAUCCUAAAAAGCGUGGUCGAAAGGGCUUGGAAGAAACUUUGGACAGAAUCUGUGCUGAGGCUCAUGAGGCUAUUCGAGAGGGAUAUACGAUCAUUGUGCUGUCCGACAGAGGUUUUUCAUCGGAGCGUGUCGCUGCCAGCUCCCUCCUGGCAGUGGGUGCAGUUCACCACCAUCUUGUCUCACAGCUUGAGCGGACCCGCAUAGGAUUGCUAGUUGAAUCUGCUGAGCCUCGCGAAGUGCACCAUUUUUGUACUCUGGUCGGGUUCGGUGCAGACGCCAUAUGCCCGUAUUUAGCUAUCGAAGCAAUAUGGCGGUUGCAAAUCGAUGGCAAAAUUCCUCCUAAGGAUGAUGGCCAGUUCCACUCCCGCAAGGAGCUUGUCAAAAAGUACUUCAAAGCCAGCAACUAUGGCAUGAUGAAAGUUCUUGCUAAGAUGGGUAUAUCUACCCUUGCUUCUUACAAAGGUGCUCAGAUUUUUGAGGCACUCGGCAUUGCUUCUGAGGUAAUUCAUAAGUGCUUCGAGGGUACCCCAAGUAGAAUUGAGGGUGCAACAUUUGAAAUGCUUGGUCGGGAUUAUCUUAGUCUUCAUGAUUUGGCUUUUCCCUCAAGAGCUUUACCAGCUGGAAGUGCAGAAGCAGUUGCGCUGCCUAAUCCUGGGGACUAUCACUGGAGGAAAGGGGGUGAAAUUCACCUUAAUGAUCCCCUUGCUAUUGCCAAGUUGCAAGAAGCUGCGAGAGUUAACAGUGUGGCUGCGUAUAAAGAGUACUCUAAACGUAUUCAGGAGCUCAACAAGACCUGCAAUCUGCGUGGGAUGUUGAAGUUUAAAGAUGUGGCUGAAAAGAUCCCCUUGGAAGAGGUUGAACCUGCUAAGGAGAUCGUGAAGCGUUUCUGCACCGGUGCCAUGAGUUAUGGUUCAAUUUCUCUGGAAGCGCAUACCACCCUUGCUACGGCAAUGAAUAAAAUUGGAGGCAAAUCUAAUACUGGUGAGGGAGGAGAGCAACCAUCUCGUAUGGAGCCUCUCCCGGAUGGUUCGAGGAACCCAAAGAGGAGCUCUAUCAAGCAAGUUGCUAGUGGAAGGUUUGGGGUUUCAAGCUAUUAUCUAACCAAUGCUGAUGAACUUCAGAUAAAGAUGGCUCAGGGGGCAAAGCCAGGUGAAGGAGGUGAACUUCCAGGUCAUAAAGUUAUUGGUGAUAUUGCAGUUACAAGGCAUUCCACUGCUGGUGUGGGUCUCAUCAGCCCUCCCCCCCACCACGAUAUCUAUUCCAUUGAGGACCUCGCCCAGCUCAUUCAUGACCUUAAGAACUCAAAUCCAGGUGCCCGAAUCAGUGUUAAGCUAGUCUCAGAGGCUGGUGUGGGUGUGGUUGCUAGUGGGGUCGUUAAAGGUCAUGCCGAUCAUGUUCUUAUCUCAGGUCACGAUGGCGGCACUGGGGCUUCACGAUGGACUGGCAUUAAAAAUGCAGGCCUUCCUUGGGAGCUUGGCUUAGCAGAGACACACCAAACCCUCGUUGCAAAUGGCCUUCGUGGUCGGGCAGUUCUUCAAACAGACGGUCAGCUGAAAACAGGGAGAGACGUUGCAGUAGCUGCUCUACUUGGUGCAGAAGAGUUUGGUUUCAGCACUGCUCCUUUGAUAACUCUCGGUUGUGUUAUGAUGCGGAAGUGCCAUACAAAUACUUGUCCGGUUGGGAUUGCAACUCAAGACCCAGUACUAAGAGAGAAAUUUGCUGGCGAACCUGAGCAUGUUAUAAACUUCUUCUUUAUGCUGGCGGAGGAGCUCCGUGAGAUCAUGGCCCAGCUUGGUUUCCGAACGAUCAACGAAAUGGUUGGACGUGCCGAUAUGCUGGAAGUUGAUCCUGAAGUGGUAAAAAGCAACCCAAAAUUAGAAAAUAUCGAUCUUUCUUUAAUGCUUAAACCAGCUGCCGAAAUCCGGCCUGGAGCUGCUCAGUACUGUGUUGAGAAGCAGGAUCACGGGCUGGACAUGGCCUUGGAUAGGGUGCUUAUUUCUAAGUCAGACGCUGCUCUUGAAAAGGGCGUGAAGGUAUUUAUUGAGACGCCUGUUAAGAAUAUAAACCGUGCUAUGGGCACCACACUGAGUCAUGAGGUCACAAAAAGAUAUCACAUGAAAGGUUUACCUCCCAAUACUAUCCAUGUCAAGUUGAGCGGAAGUGCUGGCCAGAGUUUUGGUGCUUUUCUUUGCUCAGGAAUUACUCUUGAGCUUGAAGGAGACAGUAAUGACUAUGUUGGGAAAGGGUUAUCUGGUGGCAAGAUAGUAGUUUAUCCUCCAAGAGAAAGCAAAUUCGACCCAAAGGAUAAUAUUGUAAUAGGCAAUGUCGCUUUAUAUGGAGCAACAGCUGGGGAGGCGUACUUUAAUGGGAUGGCUGCAGAGAGGUUCUGUGUCCGUAAUUCUGGUGCUCAAGCAGUGGUUGAAGGUGUUGGUGAUCAUGGAUGCGAGUACAUGACUGGCGGCACUGUCGUCAUUCUUGGUAAAACUGGGAGAAAUUUUGCUGCGGGUAUGAGCGGCGGUAUUGCUUUUGUUUUUGAUGUGGAUGGAAAGUUUUCUAGUCGAUGCAAUCAUGAACUGAUUGAUCUUGAGAGUGUAGUAGAGGAAGAGGAUGUUAUUACAUUGAGAUCAAUGAUACAACAGCAUCGUUCUCACACUGGCAGUGUCUUGGCUAAAGAGGUCCUCGCAGACUUUGAGAAUCUUCUUCCGAAGUUUGUGAAAGUAUUUCCACGAGAUUAUAAGAGGAUUCUCCAGAAUAUGAAGGCAGAGAAAGCUGCAAAAGAAGCAGAGAAGAAACUGAAGAAGCUGAAGGGAAAGAAUGGAUACCAAGAGACGAAGAUAUCUGUAACUACCUCAUCUAGCAAGAAGGAAGUGCCAGCUCGAAACAAACUGCAGAGGCCAACUCGGGUUGACAAUGCUGCUAAGUAUCGAGGUUUUAUUGAAUAUGAGAGAGAAGGAAUUGGUUAUAGAGAUCCUAAUGAACGAAUCGGUGAUUGGAAAGAAGUUGCUAGUGAAUCAAUUCCUGGGCCACUCCUGAAAACACAAUCUGCUCGUUGCAUGGAUUGCGGGACCCCAUUCUGUCAUCAGGAAAAUGCUGGGGCGGGUUGCCCUCUUGGAAAUAAGAUUCCAGAAUUUAAUGAGCUGGUCCACCAAAAUAGAUGGCGUGAAGCAUUGGAUCGGCUCCUUGAGACGAAUAACUUCCCAGAAUUCACUGGCCGAGUUUGUCCGGCUCCCUGCGAAGGCUCAUGCGUUCUUGGUAUCAUUGAAAACCCAGUAUCUAUAAAAAGCAUAGAAUGUGCCAUCAUAGACAAAGGCUUUGAGGAGAAAUGGAUUGUGCCUCAACCGCCACUUCAGAGAACAGGCAAGAAAGUUGCCAUUGUGGGUAGUGGCCCGGCUGGUUUGGCUGCAGCUGACCAACUAAACAAAAUGGGGCAUUUUGUCACUGUUUACGAGCGUGCAGAUCGCAUCGGUGGCUUGAUGAUGUAUGGGGUCCCCAACAUGAAGACUGACAAGUUAGGCGUAGUUCAACGACGUGUUGAUUUGAUGGCUGAGGAAGGGGUCACUUUCGUGGUGAAUGCAAAUGUUGGAAAGGAUCCGAAUUAUUCCAUCAACCGCAUCCGUGCUGACAAUGACGCUCUUUUAUUAGCUUGUGGAUCUACAGUACCGAGAGAUCUGGCUGUUCCUGGACGGGAGCUCUCGGGGGUUCAUUUUGCUAUGGAGUUUCUUCAUGCAAACACCAAGAGCUUGCUGGAUAGCAACUUGGAGGAUGGCAAUUACAUCUCCGCCAAGGGUAAGAAGGUGAUAGUGAUCGGUGGUGGAGAUACAGGGACUGAUUGUAUUGGGACAUCGAUCAGGCAUGGUUGCAGCAGCAUCAUAAAUCUAGAGCUUCUCACUAAGCCGCCUAAUAACAGAGCACCUGGGAACCCGUGGCCCCAGUGGCCUAAGGUUUUCCGCGUGGACUAUGGUCACCAAGAAGCAGAAGCAAAGUUCGGCAAGGACCCAAGAACGUACGAAGUCCUAACCAAGCGUUUCUUGGGGGAUGAAAAUGGAAAUGUGAAGGGCCUUGAGGUGGUGCGUGUAAAAUGGGAGAGGGAUACCAGUGGGAGAUUCAAGUUCACCGAAAUUGACGGCUCUUCAGAGACACUUGAAGCCGAUCUCGUCUUGUUAGCUAUGGGCUUCCUUGGGCCUGAAUCGACUCUUGCCGAGAAGCUGGGGUUUGAUCGAGACAACAGAUCAAACUUCAAAGCCGAUUUCGGGCGGUUCUCCACCAGUGUCGAGGGGGUCUUCGCUGCAGGCGACUGCAGGCGUGGGCAGUCGCUCGUCGUGUGGGCAAUCACCGAGGGCCGGCAAGCUGCCUCAGAAAUUGACAAAUAUUUAAUGAAGGAUGAGGCCAUAAUUACCCAGGACCCGCGCAACCUCGGCGAAGAUCUCAUUCAGCCAAUUGCUGCGUAGUGGAAAAGUGAUUUCUCAUGCAAUAGUUAGGAUGUGAGUGCUAAUUAUAUUGUUAUUGUCAUAGAACUAUAAGAUUCUUCUCGCCAUUUGAGGGAAGAAAUGAGAAAGCAAAAGAGGUCUGAUGCAGUGAAAGAAACAUAAAAAUGGUCCGAUGGCGCGGAAGGAGAGCCUGUUUGCAUCAUAGUAGUUUUUGUGCUGUAAGCUUGGAAAUUUUGUUGGGUUUUUCGUUGUUUGUUUUGUUCUCUCUUUUGCAAUUUCGUUGGUUGAAUACUCCACAUUUGGUGGGUUGUUACGAAUAAUGUAUAGCGAUUAUUCGGUGAAGUAAUAGUUGGGAAAUCAUUGUUGGGGAUUAAACCUUGUUUUUCUUCUUUCUGGAGAAGAAAAAUGCUUAAAG